GAAGCGGAAGCGCAUGUGCGCGCGCCCUCAUUUCCGGCAGGCGGGCGCGCGGGUUGAUUCGCUGAGCGCGGGGACUCGGAUAUGGCGGGACUUACUGCUAUGGAGAAGAAGCUGGCUGAAUACAAGUGUAAUACAAAUGAAGCAAUUCAGCUGAAGCUAGUUCGUUUUCCUGAGGAUUUGGAGGAUGAUAACACAACAUUUAAUCCAGAGUACAGCCAUCAAGUGUUUGGAGAUGAUGAAGUUGCUUUUGGCUACAAGGGACUCAAGAUCCUCCUGUAUUACAUUGCUGGAAACCUGUCAACGCUCUUCCGCAUUGAAUACGCAUCAAAAGUAAAUGAGAAGUUUGACUGUGUGGAGGCAGAUGAUGUUGAAAGUAAAAUUAGAGAAAUCAUUCCGCCUGGUUUUUGCACAAAUACAGAUGACUUUGUGUCUCUGCUGGAGAAGGAGGUAAACUUCAAGCCCUUUGGAAUGCUGUUACACACGUAUUCUGUCCAUGAGGAAGCUGGUGAAGAUAUAACAUAUCAGAUAUACAAGGCUGACAUGACAUGUCCAGGCUUUCGAGAAUAUCAUGAAAGGCUUCAGACGUUCUUGAUGUGGUUUAUUGAAACUGCUAGCUUUAUUGAUGUAGAUGAUGAAAGAUGGAACUACUUUCUAGUAUUUGAGAAGUAUAAUAAGGAUGGAGCUACGCUCUUUGCGACCGUAGGCUACAUGACAGUCUAUAAUUACUAUGUGUACCCAGACAAAACCCGGCCACGUGUAAGCCAGAUGCUGAUCUUGCCACCAUUCCAAGGAGAAGGCCAUGGUGCUCAGCUGCUUGAAACAGUUCAUAGAUACUAUAUGUCUUCUCCUACUGUACUUGAUAUAACAGCCGAAGAUCCAUCUGAGAACUAUGUGAAGCUCAGAGACUUUGUUCUUGUAAAGCUCUGUCAAGAUUUGCUUUGCUUUUCCCCAGUAAAGUUAAUGCAAGGUUUCAGUCAAGAAAUGGUGACAGAAGCUCAGCAAAAAUUGAAAAUAAAUAAGCAACACACAAGACGAGUUUAUGAAAUUCUCCGAUUGCGUGCAACAAACAUGGGUGAUGCAGAACAGUCCAGAAGCUAUCGGUUGGAUGUUAAAAGAAGACUGAUUGGGCCCUAUAAGACCAGAGGCAGAGAGAAAAGGUUCGAAAAAUGUCCUACUUUGGCUCUUCAAACCUCAUUUCAGAUAUAAGGCCAAACUGGAGGAAUCUCAGCACAGAACCAAUGUGAAAUGGGAUGUGAAGCAUUCUUCAAGGAGAGUCUUUCACACAGACGUGCUGAAUAAACCCUGGGCUGAAAAGUGGCAUCUCCAAAACUGUCUCUGAAACUGAUGACCAGGACAUCUUGAGAUAUCACCUCUCCAUCUUAAACAUUUCAGGGGAUUUGCCAGUUGUAACCAAAAGACAAUUAUACACAUGGAGAAAAAAGUGAUGUAUUUGCUUUUGGUGACAACUUGAACACUGGAGUAUGAUUAUUUUUCUGGUUUGCUGUGUUAGGUGUGUCUCUCUUUUCGGAGAUAUUCACCCCAUAUUUUACUGCUAUAAAGGUCCUAAAGACUAUAUAUGUUGUGUUUCUCAGCCAAAGGAGAAAGCCUGCAUCUGAGCAUAAAUUAGAGACUACUGAAUAAUGACUAUUAGGCUUAAGAUGCAACCAGAGACUGCAAAAAUUACAGUUUGCUUGAAAUGUAAUUGAUCAUAAUUUGAUAGAUCCCCUCUUGUUUUCUGCAUGCAAAAAUAAUUGGUCCUAUCUAACCACUAGUCAGUACAUACAACUGUGAAAUAUCCUGACACUUAAGGACAAAGUAAUUACAAAGGUAGUAGCAUAACUAGAAUAGCCUCCAUUUUGUUAUGCCAUCAACCAGUUUUCAGACUGUUACAAUAAGGAAUUUAGGACUUAGAAAUGCAGACAAAAGCCAAGUAUUCAUUUCAUUUUCUCUAACAGUUGCCUUAUUCCACUGAGUAGGACAUACUGUCUGACUCAAAUAAGAAAGGUGAGACUAGGCUACUUUAGAGCUCUCUGUUUCUCUCCUUUACUGCUAGUUGAGGAAAACGUGGCGUAUCAUACAUGGAUAUUUUCAAGUGAGGUGUUCUGUUCUCUUUAAGCACACACAAGCACACCCACUCAAGAGUAUAUAUAGUUGCUUAGGCCAAGCAGCAGAACGUGUGUUUGCUUUACACUGCACUUUGAUGUUGUAGAACUAAUGGUUGAGUGUCUGGAUUCCUAAAGCCUUGCCAAGAUACAAAAGAGGACAAAAUGAUGCCUAAUGCAAUUCACACUCCUGAAAGACCAUGCUGCGUUGUAGAAUUAGGAACAAAGUGAAGACACGCACAUUUUUGCCCUGCAAAUGAAAUGUGUCCAUACUCUAAACCAGCGAGCAGUGGGUAAUGGUCUCACGAGGUGUAAGUGGUCAGCUUAGGAAUGGUUUCUCUAUAUUUAUAUCUUUUUCUUUGAAAAUCUUAUAAUUUUCCCCUCACUGAAUAAUGAUGAUGAAACAUGUAAGUUCAUGCAGAAUGUGGUUAUAAGAAGGGGAAUAUUUUAUUUUUUGAAGGCAGUGCAGGGUAUUCUAUUGAUCUUUAAACUACUGUGUAGUCUGGAUAUAAGCUAUAUGAUAGGCUGCCUAUCAUGUUGUGGCAGCUGAUUAAGAGAUGCACUUUUACUAGCAAAGUUUAAGAGGAUCACAGUACAUUUUUUUGGUCAGAGAAUGCUUGGAAUUUGCUCCUUAAAAUCAGAAAUGCUUGAAGUGUAACUUUUAAAUUCAUACUUUUUUGGGGCUUUUUCUGAAGCACAUGUAAGUAAAUGGCUCAGCAUUCCCAUCCACCUUGGGCUUUGAGUCUAUUCUUAUCUAAAUCAUAAAACUUGUACAUGAGAAGUCAAAAACUGCUAAUGGCUGUACCAGGAGGUAAAUAAAUGUGGAGAUAAACAGC
Parus major (Great Tit) is the source of this 2938-nucleotide messenger RNA. RefSeq names its product histone acetyltransferase 1 (gene HAT1). Lineage: Eukaryota; Metazoa; Chordata; Aves; Passeriformes; Paridae. Gene Ontology annotation, biological process: subtelomeric heterochromatin formation. Gene Ontology annotation, molecular function: histone binding; histone H4 acetyltransferase activity. Bases 82 to 1206 code for a protein of 374 amino acids. Gene Ontology annotation, cellular component: nucleus. The record is from RefSeq and is a predicted model, not a curated record. The transcript has 12 exons.